ACCCUCGAAGAUAUUUUUGGGGUAACUGUUGAUAAGACUUUGGAUGUUGAGAAUCUGAAAACCGAAAUUAAAAGUACCCGACCAAAUUUAUUUCAAAAAGAUUUUGAUCUGUACAAAGUUGUUUUUUUUCAACCUAACCGUUCCUUAAUCUCUUCAGUAAAUAGUCGUAAUGAUAAAGUGAAAACGGUUCCAUUCACCUCCUCAUAUUCCCUAAAGAGGGAUAAUCAAAU
Molecule: messenger RNA, 230 nt
Organism: Dentiscutata heterogama
Lineage: Eukaryota; Fungi; Glomeromycota; Glomeromycetes; Diversisporales; Gigasporaceae
Source: the annotation of a GenBank genome assembly